This is a messenger RNA of Hylaeus volcanicus, 2307 nucleotides long. RefSeq names its product N(G),N(G)-dimethylarginine dimethylaminohydrolase 1. The record is from RefSeq and is a predicted model, not a curated record. The coding region runs from base 132 to 998 and encodes 288 amino acids. Gene Ontology annotation, biological process: arginine metabolic process; positive regulation of nitric oxide biosynthetic process. Gene Ontology annotation, molecular function: dimethylargininase activity; amino acid binding. Lineage: Eukaryota; Metazoa; Arthropoda; Insecta; Hymenoptera; Colletidae. The transcript has 6 exons.
UUGUUGUUUUUAUGUAAACGUCAAAGUCUACAUUUGCGGCGUUCUGCUAAAGUUGGCCGGAAGGGAUAAUUUAGUCGGUGGUUGUUCCAUAAUAAUAAAAAAUAGGAAAAAGUCUGAACUCUCGGCAAGCCAUGCCUCUUCAACGUUACACUCACGCGGUUCUAUGCAGAAUUCCUCUUUCGCUUCGUACGAGAGGCGAGGUCACAUUAGACGAAGCAAGAACGCAACACUUGGCGUUGGCUCAACUUUUACGAGAACUGGACAUCGAUGUUGUCGAAAUGCCGCCAGACGAAAAUUCGCCACUUUGCGUUUUUGUAGAAGACAUCGCGGUUGUUUGCAAUGGCAUCGCGCUUAUAGCUCGACCUAACGAGCCAUCGCGCCUAAAAGAGAUUGAGACAAUUAGAGCUGUUCUAAAGAAGGAAUUGGAGAUUCCACUUAUAGAAAUUGCAGAUAAAAAUGCCCGUCUGGAUGGAGGAGAUGUUUUAUUUACUGGUCGUGAAUUUUUUGUUGGACUCUCUCAUUACACAAAUGAAGCAGGUGCAAGAGCAGUUGCAGCAGCAUUUCCAGAAUACCCCUGUGUACCAAUCAAGGUGGGUGAUGGUGGCGAAGAGGUGAUAGUGGAGAGUCUUACCUCAGCCCCUCUUCAGGUCGCGGAAUCUAAACGUCUCAAAGCUUUAGUUACAAUGGCUGGUCCUGACAUUAUUUGUGUGGGUGCUGGAAAGGAAUCUCAAGAAGUUUUGAAGAGAAUUGAAAGGGAGGCGACGUACGGUUAUCAAACGUUAACUGUGCCUGAAGACGCUGCUGUUAACGUACUUUACGUCAACGGUACGUUGAUUCAUCGAUCUGAAGAUGAAAUUCCACAGUCGAGUAAAGUUUUUGCAGAAAAAAUCGGGUUUCCAACCAGAUCGUUACACAUGUCCGAAUUAGCAAAGGUUAGUUCUGGUUUAACUUCUUGUUGCUUAUUGGUACGUAGACCCAGACACAUUCGCAGUAUUUAAACCAAAAAUGACAUACCUAGCAAAAAUGUUAAAUUGCUAGCGUUGAUUAUUGGUACGAAUCGCAAAACAAAAAGUUUGAAUAUUUCUAAUAGAAAUAUAUUAACAAAAUGCUGUGCAAAAAAAAAACUAUAAUACGUAUAUGACGUAGCAUUUACGUCGCUCUAAAACUUUAACGACUACUUUAACAAACAGAAAAGAUUAUUUUAUAAUUAUUUUAUAAAAAGAUUAUCUUAAUAUAGAAGAGAUUUUAUAAUUAAAAAAGAUUAAUAUAUUUGAUUUCAACGUAUUUACAGAAGAGAUAAUAUAUUGAAACUUUAAUAAUUUACCUAAUUUGUAGACUUAUAUGAUUCAAAGUCAUGGUUUACAUCUUGUCAUUCAUGGAAAAAAAAUUUUUCUAACAUUCCGCAGUUUAAUUUUGACAUAAUAAUUCAGCUUUCACGUAAAAUUCAUUUAGUAUAAAAAUAUGGGAGUGAUUAAUACUGCACAAAAUUUCUUCUUUACAAGAAUGUAUAAUAUUGAAAAAUCGAUUCAUAAAAUAUAUAAGUAAAUCAAAACGAAUUCUUAAGGUAGCACAAAAAGGUAAAGAAAAUCACAAAAUUGAUAAAGUACAAUAACGAUAUACAGUUAAUGUCUUCUACUUUUGAUAUGUUACGUUAUAUAAUUAAAAAACAACAAUUAAAAAUUAAUAAUCAAUAUUCUGAUAUCUUUGAAUGCAUUUGCCACUAGUCUAUAAAAAGUGUUCACCUAAAUAUUCAAAUAGAGCUCUUCUAUAAUUCAAUAAUAUACUAUAAAGUUAAUAAUAUAUAAAAGCACUGAUAGUUAAGAGUUAAUGUGCUGAUUCACAUUAAAGAAAGUUACACAAUUAAGAGUCUACUAAACAGAAAAGACAAGAUUUCUAUGUAAUAAACUUGAUAUUAUAUAUAUAUAUAUAUAAAUGUAUAUAUAUAUUACAGCAAGCUUAAAGUGUUUUGGCAAAUUUACAAUGUCUAUAGAAUAUUAAUACAAUUUACAAUAUCAUGAUGCAGUGGUUUGUUGAUAUUUUUUAAAGUCAUGACAAUAUUUAAGUAAUUUUAUUACAUUUUUAUACAUUUUAAUAUGCACGUUUUCGUGUUAAUUUAAAUGUUUCUUUCGUUUUCAUAAAUUUUCUACUCAUUUUUUUAAUAUAAAAGUAUGGUAAGAACACAGCUGUACGAUCAUGUUCACGAUGUGUAACAUUAGAUUUAGCCGUCAUUCCGUGUAAUUUCAUUGCAAUUUCUCCGAAAUGUAUAAGGCUACAAAGUUGUAAACAAAAUAAAAGAUAUCCACUAGA